Molecule: messenger RNA, 2948 nt
Organism: Anguilla rostrata (American eel)
Lineage: Eukaryota; Metazoa; Chordata; Actinopteri; Anguilliformes; Anguillidae
Gene: tmem209
Product: transmembrane protein 209
Exons: 15
Coding region: 161-1846 (561 amino acids)
Cellular component (GO): membrane
Source: RefSeq, a predicted model, not a curated record
GUGAAACGGUUUCCAUCGUCGGCUAUCAUUGGCGGCUACUCUAUCCCGCUUAUGUUAGCUUACUACACGGUGUUUGGAGCGUGAAAGGCUCAUGGCUAGCACGCUAGGUUUGUGAUGUAAAGUUCUUUAUUCCCGGUAAAACGCAUAUUUACGAACGGAUAUGACGCCGGCGAAAGAGGGUAUGCCCUCGCUCAUCGACAGGACGAUGAAGAUGAGGAGAGAGGAACAAGCGCGGAAAGUAGUGCUCGCCUGGGCUGUACUCAAUAUUUCUCUCGCUGGAAUGAUCUACACUGAAAUGACUGGAGAACUGCUUAGACGAUAUUAUAAUAUCACCUCCUGGCCCCUGUGGUAUGUAGAGCUGGUCCUCGCCUGUCUGUUCAGUCUCAACGCCCUGUUCGACUUCUGGAAGUACUUCAAGUACACAAUGGCUCCCUCCACCAUCACUCUGACCCCCGAACAGCACCGUCUCCUGGGCCUGCACUCUUCCGGCAUCCUGGCCACGCCCCCUCAGAUGCCGGAAAAGCAGGAGACGCCGUCGCCGUCCCAGCCCUCCCCUCUCAUGGGACAGAGCGUGCUCAGUUACAGCCCCUCCUGGCCCGCCAACACCAGCCCCAAAUUCUCCCCCAGCUGCGUGACUGGCUACAGCCCCUCCCUCCAGAGCCCCUCCCCCACGGGCAGCGGAGGUUCUUACUCCUCCCCCGUCACCUACUCCUCCCCGAGCAGCUUCGGCAAGGUGCUGAGCUACAGUCCCUCUCCCGGGUCCUCGCCCUACCCCAGCAGCAUCGGGCCCGUCGAGGGGACGAGCCUGCGGGCCAGGUACCGCACCUCUCCCUCCGUAUUCAGCUCCCCCGGUGGUAAGGAGGACUACGUGGCCGACCUCAAGACCCUGGAGAAGUUCCUGCGCUCCGAGGAGGAGAAAAGCCAGCGGAGCCAGCUAGGAAGUCCAGAGUUCGUGACCCCUUCCCACAGUCCCACGUUCUGGAACUACAGCCGGUCGAUGGGAGACUACGCUCAGAGCCUGAGGAAGUUCCAGUACCAGCUGGCCUGCCGCUCCCAGGCCCCCUCCGCACACAAAGACGAGACCGACCUGGGCUCCAAGCAGGCAGCGGAGGAGGUAUGGGCCCGGAUCACAACCAGUCACCUGGUGGUGGAUCGCAUAGACGGCUGGACCGCCAAGCUGAGAAACUGGAUUAAUGACACCAUCCUGGUCCCUCUGGUCAGUGAGCUGGACUCUGUGAACGCCCAGCUGAGGAGAAUGGGCUGCCCGGAGCUGCAGACUGGGGAGGCCAGCAUAAGCAGCCUGAAGCAGGCGGCUGUGGUCAAGGCUUCCGCCAUCCCCACUCUGAACACCAUCGUGCAGUACCUGGACAUCACGCCCAACCAGGAGUACCUCAGCGAACGGAUCAAAGAGCUGGCCCACAGCGGCUGCAUGAGCUCCUUCCGCUGGAACGCCGGAGGGGAGUGGAAGGGGAGGAAGUGGGACACGGACCUGCCCACCGAUUCAGCGAUCCUCAUGCACGUGCUGUGCACCUACCUGGACUCCCGGCUUCCUCCUCACCCCAGAUACCCCGAUGGGAAGACCUUCACCUCCCAGCACUUCAGCCAGACACCUGACAAGCCAGACGUGUCGAACGAGAACCUCUUCUGCAUCCACCUGAGCAGCGUUAACCCUCCUCACUACCAGCUGAUCUACCAGGGCCACGUGUACAGCCUGCCCAAGGGCAGGAACAAUCUUUUCCACACUGUUCUCAUGUUUCUCUUCAUCAUUAAGACCAAGGAGUCGGGGAUGCUGGGGAGAGUGAACUUGGGCCUCUCGGGAGUGAACAUCCUCUGGAUAUUUGACUGAUGUAGAGCUCUCAAAGAUCAUCGCAGUAUACCUCACCUCAGACUGACUUAGAAUCGGAUAGCUCUUUCAAAGACCCCUCAGAUUCCACACCAGCACACUCUUCACUGAGCAAUGAUCACAAACCGUUCUCUUUUGAUGGGACAUUUAUUAAAGCAAAUGACCUAAACAGGUGUGGCAGUCAAGCCUGGCACAAGAUGGUCAAGAGACAAAGAAAAUGUGCUUGUUGGAUUUAUCUGUAAAUUUGAAAGUGCACUACUAGUACAAAAGAAGUGCAUUAUUUGCAUUCUCGUUAGACAGCAUGUUCCUUAAAAAAAAUUUGAAUGCUAAAUAUUUAGGUGUGUGUAUAUCACUCUUUUGUAUUGAUUUGAGGGUUUCUAUUUAGCCUCCCCGGGCUCUACAGUGCAUUUGCUCCUGAUAUUUGAUGCGUGCUAACUGUAAAAACUAUUUAAGAGUGCAUGUACUAAUUGGGAUUACAUUAACGUGCUCCUGAAUCUUUCAGUUUAGGAGCACACGUACUCCCUUUGAAAGAAAUGUUUGUGUGGAACACUGCCUCGUACGCGUACGGAGUUUUGUUACUACGGCUGAAUGCUUCUUCAGUGCCAAGGUCAUUUCCUGCUGAGGACUCUUCAGUGACGUUCACUGCGGAGAGCUGAGGCACAGUCUGACGCAUGCAAAUCUUCCACCUUUAUUUCCACUGCUUAGUUACGGUGCAUUCAGUCCUAAAGCCUGCUUUUAAUAUUGCUUCUUCUGCUUUGAUGUGAAUUCUUCACAUCAAAUCUAGAUUUAUUUUUCCCCUUUUUUUAGGCAUUUGCAGCUGUGUAAAAUCUGUAAGGUGGCCAUGAAUCGGUGGCUGUGCUCUCCGCAGUGGAUGUGGAACAGUAUGAAUGUUAUGAUGAACGAAUUAGCUUUAGUUUUUUAUGCGGACGGCUCUGGUAUUAUCUGUUUAAGGGUGGAAGAAGUGGCCUCAAAAUAGGAUUUACAAAUUCCAGUUGUUUACAAUUUACCAAAAAUGCGGAAUGUAAAACUGUAAAAAUUUUAAUUGUAUGAAUUUGAUAUUGUGGUCAUUUUGAGUUGAGAAAAAGAAUAAACAUGUUUGUAUGAA